AGAAACGCCAAAUGGGAGAGUUAUGUAAUAUGUGAUGUUCCUCACUACUGCUGUUUACGAUUUCACUUUCAACCUAGAGUUUCACCUGAGGGUUCCGGUGACCGGAGACGUCGUUUCUUCGGCGAAACGACGUCGUGCAUUGAAGCUUGUGGAUCGAGCACUCUCAAAGCGGCAAUACAAAUCAGCUGUUUCGUUGGUUAAGCAAUUGCAAGGAAAACCAUAUGGACUUCGUGGUUUUGGCGCUGCCAAACAGAUAAUCAAGAAACGUUUAGAACUGGAUGAAUCUGAGGUCAAUAGGAUGGACAUUUUAUCCCUUCAACCAUUAGUGGAUUCGAUUCUGGAUUCAGUUCAACAAUGUCUUCAGAUAUCUUUGCUUGAGGAGAUUCUCUCUGUUGAAAAGCUAGAGAGUUCAAUGGCUGAAGGUAGACAUUCUUCAAGAUGUGAAGAACAAGAACACUUCAUUUGUGCUCAACAUGAAGCUGGGCAUUUUCUUGUUGGAUAUUUGAUGGGUGUUCUUCCAAAAGCAUAUCAAGUGCCAAGCAUUCAAGCUUUGAGGCAAAACAGAUUUGCUGAAGGAAAAGUUUCCUUUGUUGGGUUUGAAUUUCUUGGGGAAAUUGAUUCAGCAAAGAUUUUGGGGGAAAAUGCUGAUAUCAGAAGUUUUAAUAACAGAGCAAAUAAAGGCACCAUUUCCUCAAAGAUUUUCUAUCGAAAGCACGAAUUAAAAUAUCGAUGUCGAUAUCGAGAUUUCAAUUUUACAGGAGGUUUAGUGGCCGAGCUUUUAGUUGCUGGGAAUUCCGAUGGACAUCUAGCGGAUAUUCUCAAGCUAUGGAGUGUUCUUACAUGGCUUGGCCUUCCAAAGUCUGAAGCUGAUCUUCAUUUAAGAUGGGCUGCAACAAACACAGCAUUCAUAAUGUCACGGCAUUGUGAAACAAGAUCGAGACUCGCAGAGGCCAUGGCACUUGCGAAACCGAUUGGACUCUGUAUUGACGCAAUCGAAAACUGUUUGGAGGGAGCAAUGAUAUGAUGAUAUGAAGUGCAUGUAGAUCAUCAAGGCCACCAGUUUUCUAGAAUCAAAUGUAGUUGAGUGAAGCGAACAUCUCGAACUAUGGUUGCAUACAAAGUGGUUUAGACCAUUAAGAAAAAAUGCAGCAUGGUUGAUAAGUGAUGAAAAGUAGUUUAGGGUUCAAUCUUAUGCUAAGUGAUGAUAAGCAUAGUACUUUAAAGUUUAAGAUUCAACCCUAAACUAAGAUGAUUGUAUUUGUAAUUAUCAAGUGAUAAAUGUGUCACACACUCUGUCACUUACCAUCGAACAUACAAAAUGAAGAUAUGAAUUUUAUUUGAAUGGUAA
Molecule: messenger RNA, 1348 nt
Organism: Cucumis sativus (cucumber)
Lineage: Eukaryota; Viridiplantae; Streptophyta; Magnoliopsida; Cucurbitales; Cucurbitaceae
Exons: 9
Coding region: 35-1024 (329 amino acids)
Biological process (GO): proteolysis
Molecular function (GO): ATP binding; ATP-dependent peptidase activity; metalloendopeptidase activity
Source: RefSeq, a predicted model, not a curated record